AUGUCUGAAUUACUAAAUAUUCCUGAGACAACUUUUGAAGUGAACGUGUCGAAAGAAACAUUCAAAUUCAAUUGCGGACAUUUUGUGGCCUACAAAGGAUUCCGAGAACGAUUGCAUGGACACAACUACAAGCUUGCAAUUCGGCUUUUCGGUAGUCGUCGCAUAGGCCAGGAUGGCUAUGUGCUUGAUUUUGGAGAUCUGAAAGCAGUCACCAAAAAAGUUUGCAAGAAUCUCAACGAAUACUUCAUUUGCCCUAUUUACUCGGAUGUUAUUACGAUCACAGACGAUGACGGGGGAAAAAAUGUCAACAUGACCUGUGAGGAUGGUUCCAAGUUCUCGUUCCCAAAGGCUGAUUGCGUGAUGUUGCCAAUUGUACAUUCUACCGUGGAGGAAAUUGCCAUGUAUUGUUGGGGGCAGAUUUUGCUGGGUUUGGAUGCACAAUAUUUAGUGAAGAGAGGUAUACACACGAUGGCAGUAACUUGCUCAGAAGCAAUUGGACAAGAAGCAAUUUUCAGAAUGAAAAUUCCGGAUACGAAUGACAAGGAUGAAAUAUUGAAACUUUGCGAUGUUCGAACCUACAUCAUGCAGGGAGAAUUGUUGACGAGAAACUAG
Molecule: messenger RNA, 612 nt
Organism: Cylindrotheca closterium
Lineage: Eukaryota; Bacillariophyta; Bacillariophyceae; Bacillariales; Bacillariaceae
Source: the annotation of a GenBank genome assembly